UUCCUGCAGGAAUGGGACAGUGCCCGCAAAGUUGCUCGAAGCCACAUCCUGGACACCUUCAUUGAAAGCAAUUCUGGCAAGACCGGGCCAGAGCUGGAGCUGGAGUUCUCCCAGGGAGCCAGCUUGUUUCUGGCUCGCCUAACAGCCUGGCUCCGGAUGACCUACAUGUAUGGCACUUGCCUAGACAAGCUGCUGAAGUCCAUUGGCAUCUUUUUAUCAGCAGCAAGCGGACGCAGAUACCUCCUUGAGUUUCUGGAGAUUGGAGGCGUCCUGACUCUCCUGGAAAUACUGGGGCUGAACCACCUGAGAGAGGAGGACAAAAGGGAGUCUGUGAAGCUGCUUCAGCUCGUGGCAAAUGCUGGCAGGAAGUACAAGGAGCUCAUCUGUGAGAGCUACGGCGUGCGAUCCAUCGCCGAGUUCUUGGCCACGUCCACAUCGACAGAGGCUCAGGAGGAGGCACAGCUCCUGCUGGACUCUUUGGGCCGCGGCAAUCCUAAGUACCAGAACCAAGUCUACAAAGGCCUCGUUGCCGUGCUGCCGUGCAGCUCCCCGCGAGCCCAGCAGCUCUCUCUGCAGACGCUCAGGGUCAUGCAGGAGGCGGUCGGGGAGGCCCCGGGCGGCCUGGUGGAACCGCUGCUGGCCGUGCUGCGCUCCGUGCACCUGGAGGUGCAGUACGAAG
Tinamus guttatus (white-throated tinamou) is the source of this 679-nucleotide messenger RNA. The record is from RefSeq and is a predicted model, not a curated record. Lineage: Eukaryota; Metazoa; Chordata; Aves; Tinamiformes; Tinamidae.